Scomber japonicus (chub mackerel) is the source of this 4696-nucleotide messenger RNA. It is a transcript of the gene abcc10, whose product is annotated as ATP-binding cassette, sub-family C (CFTR/MRP), member 10. Bases 35 to 4681 code for a protein of 1548 amino acids. The record is from RefSeq and is a predicted model, not a curated record. Lineage: Eukaryota; Metazoa; Chordata; Actinopteri; Scombriformes; Scombridae. The transcript has 21 exons. Gene Ontology annotation, molecular function: ATP hydrolysis activity; ABC-type transporter activity; ATP binding. Gene Ontology annotation, biological process: transmembrane transport. Gene Ontology annotation, cellular component: membrane.
UUUUUAGGAUGGCGGCGGUCCAAUAGGAGGAGGGAUGAGAGACUUUUGGCCGGCAGCGCUGGUCUCCGGCCUUUGUCACACAGACCAGCAGGACCCUCUCCCCGUAUGGCAGGAUGGACAGGUCAGCCCCUGUUUUAACCAGCUCGUCCUCGGAGCCCUGCCUCACGCUGGGAUGGCUGUUUUCAGUGCCUGCUACCUCGGCGUGGCACGAAGCAGCCUCUUCCAGACGUCUCCUCCCUGCGGUUGGACGCUCAGGUUGGUCUGUGCUCUGAUGGCGGCGCUGCUCUUCACUGCAGACGUGAUCCUGGUGAGCCUCCUCCAGCAGGGGGACAUGUACCUGGACAUCCUGGCCGACAGCUGUGCCAUCCUGGCCUGGCUGGUUCACUUCAGCGCCAUAACGGUGCUCCAGAAGACUGCUUUUAGGAGAACCAGAGGACCCUCUUUGCUGCUCCUGCUGGUUCUUCUGUCUAUCCCAAACCUGGUUUUCUCUUUACUGUUUUACUGUAACAAUAAGGAAUAUUUAAACCUUUCAGAUCUUCUCAGAUUCAUACGGUUUGUGCUCACCUCAGUUCGGACGCUCCCUCUUCUAGUUUAUCUUCUAGCAUUUGUUUUCCCCUGUAUCAGUGAUGCUGGAUACACUUUGUACAUUAACGCUGUGGAUGGAUCGCCGCUCCUUCCAGAGAGCAGCCAGCUGGAUACGGGUGAGAUGGUGGCGGAGGACGGGAGCAGCUGCGUCUCUCGGCUCUUCUACCUGUGGCUGACCCCUCUGCUGAGGCGAGGGCAGCGAGGCGAACUCGACAGACCGGCAGAUGUUUAUCACCUUCCUCGAAAACUGCGCACCAGUGUGAUCUGUCGGUACUUCCACCAGUGCUGGGAGGCGUGCCGGAGAGGUGCGGCGGUGCAGAGCGGGCAGGAUCAGUGGCCCAGGCCGGUCAGCAGCAGCCUUCUGAACGGCAGCUGGAGUUCACACUACCAGGAGGAACCUCUGGAGCUAGAGGGCGACGUCAGGCUGCUAAGGGUGCUGCACAAGGCAUUUGGGCUGCGAUAUUACCUUCUUGGACUGCUGAAGUUAGUUGUCAACCUGCUGAGCUUUGCAGGUCCGCUUCUCCUCAGCAGUCUGGUUAACUUUAUGGAGGAAGAGGGGGCUCCGGUCAGCAGGGGCGUCUGGUGCGCAGUGGGUCUUUUUGCCGCCACCCUCCUCUCCUCCAUCCUCCGUAACAUCUUCGUCUUUGAGGUUUCCAAGGUGGCGCUGUCAGCUCGUGCCGCUCUCAUUUCAGCCAUCUACAGCAAAGCCCUGCGGGUCAGCAGCAGCAGCCUGGCCGGCUUCGCUCUUGGGGAGGUGGUGAACUUAAUGAGUACGGACAGCGACCGCGUCAUGAACUUCUUCAACAGCUUUCACGAACUGUGGACCCUUCCCUUCACCUUCUCCAUCACCCUCUACCUGCUGUACCUGCAGGUUGGGGUGGCAUUCCUCGGAGGGCUCGGCGUGGCGCUGCUGCUGGUCCCGUUCAACAAGUUCCUGGCCUCCCGUAUCCUUAGCAACAACAAACACAUGCUCAGGUACAAGGACAUCCGGGUCAAGCUAAUGACAGAAAUCCUCUUCGGCAUUCGUGUCAUCAAGUUUUACAACUGGGAGCCUCACUUCACUCAGAAAGUGGCCGACUGUCGCAAACAGGAGCUGUCUCACCUCAAGGCCCUCAAGUACUAUGAUGCCAUGUGUGUGUACACCUGGGCCGCUCUGCCCGUCGUCAUCUCCAUCCUCACCUUCGUCACCUACGUGCUGCUCGGACACCAGCUGACCGCAGCCAAGGUGUUCACCACGCUGGCUCUGGUGGGGAUGUUGAUCUUUCCUCUCAACUCGUUCCCCUGGGUGAUUAACGGCAUCCUGGAGGCCAAAGUGUCUCUGGAUCGAAUUCAGCGAUUCUUCAACCUGACCAACCAGGACCUGCAGGCGUACUACGCCCUCGUGUCUCCUGAAGACAGUCAGACGUCGGUUCUGUUGAAUCAGGGAAAGUUUUCUUGGCAGCAGCUCGACGAGAACAAAGAGAGAGAAACUGACUCUGGAGCUGCUAAAGGAAGUCUGCAGCUCCACAACCUCAAUCUACACAUCACAAAGGGCUCUCUGGUGGUCGUGGUGGGGAAGGUCGGCUGUGGGAAGAGUUCGUUACUGGCUGCUCUCACUGGAGAACUCAACAGGCUCAGCGGAGUGGUGUAUGUUGCAGACAGAGAGUGUGGUUUCGGUCUGGCAGCUCAGGAGCCGUGGAUCCAGCACGCGUCCGUCCGGGACAACAUCCUGUUCGGCAAAGACUAUGAUCCAUCCUUCUACCAGGCCGUGAUCGAUGCUUGCGCACUCUCAGACGACCUUAAUGUUUUGCCGAAUGGUGACAGGACAAAAGUAGGAGAGAACGGAGUGACUCUGAGUGGAGGACAGAAGGCACGAGUGGCCCUCGCCAGAGCUGUUUACAUGGACAAAGACAUCUACCUCCUCGAUGACCCGCUGGCUGCGGUCGACUCAGACGUGGCCGAACACCUCAUGCAGAAAUGCAUCGUUGAACUCCUCAGAGGAAAGACCCGAGUCCUCUGCACGCACCGCGUCGAGUUUGUGGACAAAGCGGACUCUGUGAUCCUCAUGGAGAACGGGACGAUCGUCAAAAUGGGCUCACCAGCAGAAAUCCUUCCUCUGGUCGAGGCGGUGCCGAAAAAACGGAAGAAUGACCAGAACACAAAAGAGAAAGCAGAAGGUGUGGAGCAGGAGGAGGAGGAGUCAGGCUCACCUGCUGAUCUGUGUGCGGACGAUGACGCAGACCUCUCGGGGGCGGAGCAGAAACAGGCGGGCGGGCUGGCGUGGAAAGUUUACCGCAUCUACUGGCUGUCUGUGGGCGGAGUGCUCACCGCCUCCAUCCUGAUAUCUCUGCUCCUCAUGCAAGCCUCUAAGAACAUUUCCGACUGGUGGCUCUCACACUGGAUCUCAGAGCUGAAAAACAACGGUUCUACUGGGAGGAAUGGCUCCUCCUCAGCUGCCUUCAGUUCACCUCAGCUGCUGCUUUUCUCACCUGGAGGCCUGAUGUCUCCUCUCUCCUCGCUGCAAACGCUCCCUUCGACCAACUUGAGCUCCGACGUCAGGUUUUAUCUGACAGUGUACGGCUCCAUCGCUGGAGCCAACACUGUCUUCACCGCCAUCCGAGCCUUCCUGUUUGCCUACGGAGCCGUCUGCGCCGCCACAGCCAUCCACAACAGACUCCUGGAUCGAGUCCUUAAGGCCACAGUGACCUUCUUCGACACCACUCCACUGGGUCGCAUACUCAACCGCUUCUCCUCAGACUUGUACAGCGUGGAUGACAGUCUGCCGUUCACCCUGAACAUCUUACUGGCCAACAUCUUCAGCCUGCUGGGCAUGCUGGUGGUGAUAAGCUACGGCCUGCCCUGGGUCCUAGUGCCCUUGCUUCCUCUGGCUCUGCUCUACCACCGCACUCAGCACUUCUACCGGCACACCUCUCGUGAGCUGAAGCGCUUAUGCAGCCUCACCCUGUCGCCCAUCUACUCGCACUUCUCCGAGACGCUGACCGGCCUGGGAACCAUCCGGGCCAGUCACAGCUCUGCCAGGUUUGAGGAGGAAAUCGCCAGGCGUCUGGAGCAGAACCAGCGCUGCUUGUUCCUCAGCAACGCUGCUAUGCAGUGGCUGGACAUCCGCCUGCAGCUGAUUGGUGUCGCUGUGGUGACGGGCCUCGGGGUGAUCGCUGUGGUCCAGCACCAGUUGGAUUCAGUUGAUCCAGGUCUGGUUGGUCUGUCUCUAUCCUACGCUCUGUCCAUCACAUCCCUGCUGUCUGGCCUCAUAUUCAGCUACACUCAGACAGAGAUGCAGCUGGUGAGCGUGGAGCGGACUGAGGAGUACUCUACCGGCCUGCCGACCGAAUCGCAGCAUCAAAACACUCAGUUGCCCCCGGCGUGGCCUGAGCAGUGCUGGUUGGAGUUCCGUAAUGUGGUUUUGGUGUACAGGGAAGGUCUUCCUAAUGCUUUGGACGGGGUGAGCCUGGUGGUGCGACCCGGAGAGAAAGUAGGCAUUGUGGGGCGAACGGGCUCUGGCAAGUCCACCCUGUUCCUGGCCCUGUUCCGUAUGGUGGAGCUCAACCAGGGUCAGAUACUCCUGGAUGGGCUGGACAUCAGCACUGUGGGUCUGGCUCAGCUCAGGUCCAGGUUGGCCAUUAUUCCUCAGGACCCCUUUCUUUUCAGCGGGACUAUCAGGGAGAAUCUGGACCCCUGUGGGCAACACAUGGAUCAGCAGCUGCUGGAUGUUCUGGACCAAUGCCAUCUCAGCUCUGUGGUUAACAGGAUGGGUGGUUUGGAUGCUGAGGUGGGAGAGAAAGGAAAAUCCUUCUCAGUGGGACAGAGACAGCUGCUGUGUUUGGCCAGAGCUCUGCUGACUCAGGCCAAGGUUCUGUGUAUCGAUGAAGCGACGGCCAGCGUGGAUCAGAAGACGGACAAACUGCUGCAACAGACCAUCAGAGCAAAGUUUCAGGACAAAACCGUUCUCACUAUCGCUCACAGGAUCAACACCAUCAUGGACUGUGACCGGGUGCUGGUGAUGCAUGCUGGGAAGGUGGCGGAGUUUGACACACCUGCUGCUCUCUGCCAAACCGACCAGUCCAUCUUCCAGAGGCUGGUCGGAGGGAGAGAACAGUGAGAUGAACAAAACAAA